UGAUAUGGCUUUGUAUUUGGUUCAGGAUUUUUCUGAAUCUGGGCAAUUUAAAUAGGCAAUGAAAACUUGUAUUCAGUACAUCCCUCAUAAUUUCACUGCGUCCAGUGACAUGACUUUAGGUGUUCAUACAAACUUUGUGCCUCUUUUCAGAACCGGCCCUUUAAAUAACCCCUAAAGAGCUUUCCAACCACUAGCCCUCCAGCUACAAUUGCCAAUGUAGUCACAUGAUCGGUAUGGAUACUUAUGGCUAAUGGAACAUGAUGGUCACUCAGAGCCUUAGUGGAGCCCAGCCUGAAGGCCACUUAGGGACAUUUUGAAUGAAACAUAUAGAACAUCCAUUAUGGUGACGCAAAGCAAUUGCUACCAUAUUCAGGCCCAAACAAAAUGAGAGACUGCUUUUGCACUGUGAAUUUGGACCAAGAAGAAAUUUUUCGCACAAAAGUAGUUGAGAAAUCUUUAACCCCGUUUUAUGGUGAAGAUUUUUAUUUUGAGAUCCCCAGGACAUUCCACAACUUGUCCUUUUAUAUCUAUGAUAAGAAUGUAAUACAAAGAGAUCAUCCAAUAGGAAAAGUUGCCAUCAAAAAAGAGGAUUUAUGCAGUUAUAAUGGCAAGGAAACUUGGUUUCCACUCCAGCCCAUUGAUUCUAAUUCUGAAGUACAGGGGAAACUACACUUGGAGCUGAAACUGAAUGAGCUGAUUACAGAGAAUGGAUCUGUUCAACAGCUUAUGGUACACAUAUUGGAAUGUGAAGGAUUACCCCUUGUGAACGGACAGAGUUGUGAUCCGUAUGCCUCUGUGUCAGUUGUUGGACCUUCCAGAAACGAACAAAAGAGAACAAAAGUAAAAAAGAAAACCAGUAACCCACAGUUCAACGAGAAGUUUUACUUUGAGGUGACAAGAUCAAGCAGCUACACCAAGAAGUCCCAUUUCCAGGUAGAAGAAGAAGAUAUUGAAAAACUGGAAGUGAGGGUUGAUCUAUGGAAUAAUGGAAAUCUUGGCCAGGACGUUUUCCUUGGGGAGAUAAGAAUUUCAGUAAAAGUUUUGAGGAAUGAUUCAUCUCAUAGGGCAUGGUAUCUGCUGCAGCCAAAAGAUAAUGGAAGUAAAACUUCCAAAUAUGACGAAUUGGGCUUUCUAAGACUGAGUAUCUGUUAUACAGAGGACCUUGUGCUUUCUUCGAACUGUUACUCUCCUCUUCGAAGCCUUAUGUUAAAGUCCCCAGAAGUUCGGCCUAUAUCUGCUUCACCUGCUUUUAUCUUGGGAGAAGUUUGCAGAGACAAAUACGAUGCUGUCCUCCCUCUUGUCCGGCUCUUGCUUCACCACCAGAAACUAGUUCCUUUUGUGGCAGAGAUUGCCCAGCUCGACCUAAAUGAUACACAGGAAGCAAAUACUAUCUUCCGAGGAAAUUCUCUAGCCACUCGCUGCCUUGAUGAGACGAUGAAGAUUGUGGGAAAACAUUAUCUUAAAGUUACACUGAAGAAUGUUCUAGAUGAGAUUUGUGAUUCCCCAAAACCCUGUGAGAUAGACCCCAACCGCCUGAAGGAAGGAGACAAUGUGGACAAUCACAAGGAGAACCUACGAAACUAUGUUGAUAAGGUAUUCUUCUGCAUAGUUAAAUCUAGCAUGAGCUGCCCCACUGCAAUGUGUGAUAUUUUCUCUACUCUUAGACAUAUGGCUGUCAAGCACUUCCCCAAAGACCCCCAUGUUCAGUAUUCCGCCGUAAGCAGCUUUGUGUUCCUGCGUUUCUUUGCUGUUGCUGUUGUGUCACCUCACAGCUUCCAGCUACGACCCCACCAUCCAGAUGCACAGACCUCUCGGAUAUUAACCCUUAUCUCAAAGACUAUCCAGACCCUUGGUAGUGUCAGCAGUUUAACAAAGAGCAAACCAUCCAGCUUCAAGGAGCAGUUCAUGUGUGACUUUUUCAAGACGUUUGAAGAGGAAACGUACUCUAAAGCCGUGAAAAAGUUUCUAGAGGAAAUCUCAUCUACAGAAACCAAAGAACCAAGUGGAGUCAGUGAUUCACUGAUCCUGAAAGAGGGGGAGAUGCAUAAGCGAGCUCUGGGGCGUACCAUAAUUGGCAAAAGGAACUUCAAAAAACGAUGGUUUUCCCUAACAAGUCAUGAGCUCACCUACCACAAACAGAAAGAUAAGGAGCCCGUAUAUACUAUUCCAAUUAAAAAUAUCCUGGCUGUUGAGAAACUGGAUGAAAGUGCCUUCAAUAAGAACAAUAUGUUUCAGGUGAUUCAUAAUGAGAAGCCUCUGUAUAUCCAGGCCAAUAACUGCAUAGAAGCUAAUGAGUGGAUUGAAAUACUAAGCAGGUUAAGCAGACGCAACCAGAAGAGAUUAAGCAAAUACCACCCGUCUGUAUUCCUGGGUGGGGCUUGGCUCUGCUGUAAAGCAACCAGUGACAGCACGGAAGGAUGCUGCGUCUGCACUGUAGAUGUUCCAGCUGAUGUGGCACUGGAUAUUGAUGGAGAUCGCGAAUGUGAAAGAAUCCAUCGUCUUUUCAGCAUGAAUAUGCAAAAGCUACUGAAAAUGGAAGAGGCCUGUGGAACAAUAGCAGUCUAUCAAGGACCACAGAAGGAGCACAGCGACUACGCCUUCACCAUUGAGGAUUCUGUGACCACCUUUAAAGUUCUCCAGCAGAUCAAAGCCAUCACGGAGAACCUCAAGGAACUACACGACAAACAUAAAAAGGGCUCGACGAGUGCAAAAUAUGGCAGCCAGGAAAAUCCCAUUGUGGGAAAAGGAUCUUAGCAGCCGCAACAUUUUUGUUGUCUCAGAACUGGAACGGCUUAAUGUCUGAAGCAGGAAGAGAAUUUCUCAGCCAGUAUCUAACAUGGAGUUGGAAACUACUACAUUACGUAACCACUUGGAAGGAAACUCUCAAGCUCGAGUAGCUGGAGCACUUAAAACUUUCCUGGCAUUAUAACUGCACAAAAACAACUGAAAAUGUUGAGAAAUAGAUGAAUCUUUAUAGGAGAUCCCUGUAUCUUUAUAUGAGAUCCCUGUAUCUGUAUAGGGAGAUCCCUGUAUCUGUAUAGGGAGAUCCCUGUAUCUGUAUAGGGAGAUCCCUGUAUCUGUAUAGGGAGAUCCCUGUAUCUGUAUAGGGAGAUCCCUGUAUCUGUAUAGGGAGAUCCCUGUAUCUGUAUAGGGAGAUCCCUGUAUCUGUAUAGGGGGAUCCCUGUAUCUGUAUAGGGGGAUCCCUGUAUCUGUAUAGGGGGAUCCCUGUAUCUGUAUAGGGGGAUCCCUGUAUCUGUAUAGGGGGGUCCCUGUAUCUGUAUAGGGAGAUCCAGCAUGAUAAGGUUUGCACUGCUGGCAGUGUGAGAGCUUCUGUCCAUUGCUCUAUUACUUACAGGGUAUGAUUCUGGGGUCUGAUAAGGAGUGUGUGCUGCAUUGCCAGAACUUAGCAGUGGUAAAACCUAGCAAAUGCGAAGGGAGAAAUCAUCAAUUACAAAACUCUUGAAUGCUUAUUGUGCUCUUUAGAUGCCAAUGUUCAAGUUGGUUGAGACCGAUGGAAAAACUACACACUUUGUCCUUUUAAAAAAAAAAAAAGAAAUGAUCAGAGGAGUGGAUAUUUGAGCAGCUCUGACAGAAACCCGCACUUUGUUUUUACCACCUCAGACAAAGUUGGACGAAUGAGUUUAAAACGGUACACAUAGCAUUCUUUUAUUUAUUGUCCCCCUGUUAAUUCGGUGGAUUCUUUGUUCUUCCCAAGAGAGGUCUGGAUGAGCCAAAUACAAAGCGAGAGGCCAAGUAGCACACGUGUUUCUAAAGAAUAUUCAAGGGACGUAAUGAAUUCCCUCUCAGAUGGAUAGCACUGUGCUGAUGCGUGUGCCUACAAAAUAUUGCUACAGGAUUUUACAAAAACAGACACCCCGCGUAUUCCUUUUUAAUGAUUUUAUAAAAUUGAGGUAUAUGGCCCACUAAAUCCGAUAGAUGUCUGCCUGCUAUUUGCUUGGGUUUCAUUUGAAUGACCGUAUUGAUUGUAGAAAUACAUCUGCUACCGUUUUUUGUAUUCUGUGUAAUGAAGCUCUGAUUUUGUCUGCAGAGGGACCAACCCUUCAAAGGAGCACCAAAGUUGUAUAGUGGUAUGGCAAUCCGUCGUUCCUGCUUCUAUCCAAAGCUCCGUUGCCCUUCGUCCAGCUAGAUAGCUUUCACAUUGCAGGUAUCUUAUUAUACCUUAAUCUUGAUGGAGGCCCGUGGGCUUGCAGUUUAUCGGAAUGAUUUCCCCCACCUUCGUUAUCACAGCCUUUAAAACACCACUUUGAGCACUUUAGUAAUGUGGUUAUGGGUUAUAUAAACCUUUUCUCUCCUUUCCUUUUGCCCUAGUUAAGAAAGAUACACCGUGUAUCUGAUUCCUCUUUUCUUUUAAGAUCAGUUCCAUGAUCAAUGCUGUUUGCUGUAUUUCUAUAGAGAGAAGAAAAAAAAAAGUUAAAAAGGAUUAAAUAUU
Molecule: messenger RNA, 4450 nt
Organism: Xenopus laevis (African clawed frog)
Lineage: Eukaryota; Metazoa; Chordata; Amphibia; Anura; Pipidae
Gene: rasa2.L
Product: RAS p21 protein activator 2 L homeolog
Exons: 24
Coding region: 385-2754 (789 amino acids)
Biological process (GO): negative regulation of Ras protein signal transduction; intracellular signal transduction
Molecular function (GO): phospholipid binding; GTPase activator activity
Source: RefSeq, a predicted model, not a curated record